Molecule: messenger RNA, 871 nt
Organism: Solanum dulcamara
Lineage: Eukaryota; Viridiplantae; Streptophyta; Magnoliopsida; Solanales; Solanaceae
Exons: 2
Coding region: 73-720 (215 amino acids)
Source: RefSeq, a predicted model, not a curated record
UAAAGCACAGCUAGUCAAACAAAGAAUGGGAUUUAAAAGUGUUGUAACGGCUAGUAAACCAAGUUCCUGAGAAUGGAAGCAGGGCAACAGCAACAGCAAUACCAUUCAUGGAAACUGAAUGUCCAGGCCAAGGCCAAGAACUUGAAUUUCAAAUUGGUAGCCUCCAACUUCUUACCCAAUUCCAUGUAUUUCCCAUUCUCUCUCAAAUUCAAGUACUGUAGAUUCUUCAUCCAUCUUAAAUCUCAAACACUCACCUCUCCGAAUCCCAAAAAACCUAAAUCUCUCAAAUCAAAACUCCAUCGAUUCCUAGAGAGACUCCGACUCCGACGUUCCAAGAACAACAGAGUCACCAGUUCCAAAUUACCAAAGAACAAGGCAAACAUUUCUCAGAGUACAGUGGUGUUAGGAAACCUUGCCCAUUUCAUUCAAUCAAUCUAUCAAGGGGACAAAGAUGGAAUCUUUAUACUUGGUUCUAUUGUUAUUAUUUGCUUUGUUUCCUUAUUUAAAAAAAUCAUGGCAAGGAAAGCUUGGACAUUGUUGAUUAUUGUAAUUGGCACCCUAGUUUUAUUCUCGAAUGCGAUGCAUCUCAGAUUCAGAAGCCAGUUUGAUCAUCAGCACUAUCUGUCCGGAUUCUUUUGGAGGGCUUUCAAAAAUGCUGCCUCCUCUGCCUGUUUAUAUAUACUCUCUCAGCUUCUUACUGCUAUAUCUAGACUCAUAUGAAUUCUGUGUUGGACUUUUCCUAGGGUCAAAGUCUAUUUUGAAUGUGCUCCAUCGGAUUCUUCUGGUGGAAUUUCAAAGCCAAUUUGUCCUCUUUAUUAGUUACUAGCAUGCCUUUGUUGGAAAUUUCAAACUCAAAUUGUUUUGUUGCUUC